Oncorhynchus mykiss (rainbow trout) is the source of this 3019-nucleotide messenger RNA. The record is from RefSeq and is a predicted model, not a curated record. Lineage: Eukaryota; Metazoa; Chordata; Actinopteri; Salmoniformes; Salmonidae.
AGGACAUACAGCCAACAUGACACAACUGUGGGAAGCACUGGAGUCAAUGUUGGCCAGCAUCCCUGUGGAACGCUUUCGACACCUUGUAGAGAUCAUAACCCAACGAAUUGAGGCUGGUCUGGGGGCAAAAUGGGUGGAGUGUGCAACUCAAUAAAAGGAAGGUGUUCUUAAUGUUUUGUACACUCAGUAGCCUACUUAUAAAUAUAAAUCCAUUUAAAAGAGGUUCUUAGUUUUAUGACAUUCUCUUUGUGAAUCCAUAACCAUGUAUUGUGACCACAAGCACUUGCACACCUGCAUCUCCCAUCUCACCUGCACUUCUUGCAUAAGUCAGUUAGGCUAAAGCUUACAUUUUCAGUGUGAUAGCUGAUCCUAUGCAGAUGCUCUUCUCAGAUAACCGCAUGUCACUCCUAUCCAAUCAGACAACGUGGUGCAGUGUGUGUGGAGGGGUGGGGUGGGGGAGGGCUUUUCGUCACUGAACCUGAUCUGCCUCGGAAAGACCAGAAGCGGAGAGAGGAGAGAGAGAAGAGAAAGAGAGAGAACUGGGUGGGGCAUAUACGUUUACUGCUCACCCAGCAAGGCUUACUCUAUCUCUCCCUCUGUCAUCUAUCUCUCUCUGUAUCCUUCGCUCUCUGCCUCUCUUUCCCUAUUUUAAUUUCCCCUAUAUAUCUCCCUGUCUACCACACCUCUUGGCGACUUCAUGUGGAGAGUGUGUAUAGUAUAGGUAUCGUCGUGCUGUAGUUAGGGUUAAGGGUGUCGAGGCCCCGUGGCGUGAUGACAGACUACCAGGAGCUCCUACAGACCAUCCGGGAUCUGCAGCCCUCCAGACUUGGCUACAUCGAGAUCCUUCAAGAGGAGGUAAAGAGGAACCAGGAUAGGCCUCUGGAGAGGACUAAGCUUGAGGAGGAAAGCGAGGAUGGCACAGGCAGGCCACCGUCCACAGCACAGCCGCCUUGUGGAAACACCAACCUAUCGACAGUGCCCUACUCUAUCCCCCGGGCCCUGACUGUCUCUCCUAGCCUAGGAGGGCUCCCUAUCACACCCGAGUUAGCUGGGAACCUCAGGAAGAUUUUGUUCGGCAAUACUUUUUACGUCUUCAACUAUGAGUGGAAGAAGUCCUUCUUCAAAUUCAGGGAGCCCUACUCCAACCUAUCCUAUGCCCUGGAGGCCGAAAGAGGAGGAUCCCGUGCCAUUCAAAUGGUGGUCCAAGCGAACAUUAUCAAAUACUUGCUCUUCACCCGCCAGACCAACUCAGACUGUUGCAGACUGCAAAGUCUGAGUGAGGUGGGUGAGAAGGAGCAGGAGAGGGCCCUGGCCGUCGCUCUGACUGACAUUCUGUGGGCAGCUGGUGAGGAAAGGAGCGCCACCAUCUCCUUAGUGACAUCAGACUACUGUUUCACCCCCCACCUGGACUACAAACUGGACAACUUCACUGAGAGACUACAGCUUUUUAGUUUCAACAGGAAAGAGGAUGUCAAGAAAUUUGUCCAUGAGCACAUCCAGUGUUUUGAAGAUGAGGGGAGUCAUGGAGUCAUCUUGUUUCUCUACAGCUUAAUCUUUUCAAGGACUAUCACCAGGUUGAGGGAGGAUCUUGACUGUACCACCUCCCACUUGCUUCAUUUGAGCCUUGGCAACUUUGUGUGUCGUCAGGCACUAAUGAAUCUUCUGCUAACUGGCCGAGCCAGUCCCAAUGUAUUCAAUGGAACUCUGCAGUGUGGUGACGACGGGAGCCCUCUGGAGAAGCCGCUUCACGGGGUCCUGGCUCGCAGUGCCGUAGGCUACCUGCACUGGAGCCGCGAGCUGCUGGAACGUACAAAGCUGCCCAUGGUUGGAAGCAUGCUGAAAACACCAAAGUUGCCCAUUUGGGUGUGCAGUAUCAAUGGCACCUACAGCGUCCUCUUCAGUCCCAACCGCUCCCUGCUCUCUGACUGGAAGAUGGAGCACCUGUUCCACAUGUACUUCUACAAUGGCCAGCCAUCGCAACAAAGCACAGCCCUGCUGACCAUUGACACUCACUCCCACCACUGGGAGGUAGGGAUCAAGGACACCCAGGGAGACCCAGAGAAGAGGUUUCCCUCUGUAGAGAUGGCCAUUAGGACCAAAUGGGAGGGAGCUGCCAUCGACUGGAACGGAACCAUGCCUUUUUUCUGACCAGGGAGGAUACUUGAUGAUCGCAAUGUUCUGGAUUCCUAAUCAUUUUUGUCACGCAUCCAUUUGUCUGGUUUAAAGGUGCCCUUAUGCUACCAACCACAAAAAGUGUGUUUGCAACUUUUACCGCUUAGGCCAGGAUUCAAUCCCAUCAUGCUUUGCGGAAAUGCACCAUUUAACGGCUAUAUUCCUGCGUUCACAGUAAACACCGCAUAUACAGUAUGUCAGCUCAAUCGGAAACGACCUUUAAAUGGAGCAUUAUCGAUAAAACGCGAUCGGAUCCCGGUCAAAGAAAGAUAAGAGGUCAAUGUAAAGAAUUUCUUACUGUGUAAUAUUUGUCAGGCAUUCUAUUGUACUUUUUUAUAAGAUGUUCUGUAAAAUAGGCCUAUACUUUAAUGUUGUUGAGCCAUCAUAGGAUACCCACGUUAUUCAAAAAACAAUACCUGCAGAAUUACAUUUAUUGACAGUUUGAGAAGCUGUUUAAUUGAGUGAGUAUAUUUACAUGUCUUUUCAAUACAGCAUAACUAUUUCUAGUAUUUGUGGCGCAGCCUACAUUUGUCAGUUUUGGCUGUAUUUUCUUGGUGUCAUCGUUAGCCUAAUAUUUUGAUAAGAAACUUGGGUUAGUAGGCUUAUUUGAAAAUUGUGAUUUAAAAAAAAAAUAUAUAUAUAUAUAUAUAUAUAUAUAUGCCUAUUAUAGCCCCAAACAUUUCCAGGCAUAUAUGAAAUUUGAUUUUGCGGUCAUUGUAAUCUAUAGGGAUUUUACAGUGCCUUCGGAAUGUAUUCAAACCCCUUGACCUUUUCCAUAAUUUGUUACCUUACAGGCUUACCCUAAAAUGUAGUGUUUUUUUCCUCAUCUACACACAAUACCCCAUAA